GGAUUUUAAUGUCAUUCUGAGGGCAGGCAGGGCACAUUUUGACUCGUGCAAAAUAGUUGUCACCCAGCUGUGCGCAUGGGAUCUCGUGCUGUAUUUUUUCUUACAGCAUAUCUACGCUCUCCUCUCUUGACCCAAGACCAUGUACACUGCCGACUGCGUUGCCAGAGUCGCCCCUUGAAGUGUACUGACGACACCAAGUACCUCGGUAUCGUGUUCUGCUCCACAGCAAUGGAUAUCUCGAAAGAGCACUCUGUCGAGGUGGUAAAGAUUCAAGAAGGCACUGCGUGUUUGCGAUGGAGAGGUAUCUGGGGGAUAUCCACCCUCGCAAUUUACAGCGCCUGGGUUGACUCUCUCCUCACUUACGGGUCCCAGGUUGUGGUCGUCACUACACUUAGGCAGCUGGAAAGGACAUCACUACCCGCCCUUCAACGUCUCAACUACCCAAUCCAUGCAACUCUGGAGGAGCUAUACGACACAGAUUUCGUAACGAUGCUGUCGAGUCGAUGUGGAAAGACCGAGGUCUUCUCCCGCAGUGUUCCGGUCUCACCUCGACAUUCGUAUUACGGCACACCGUAUUGCGAUGACCCGGGCUUUGACUUGAAUAGCAGUGUUGACAGGGAGUUCCAAUGAGCCUGCUCGCGCGUCCUUUCUCUGGGAACGGUAUCCUGGUUGUAGAAAGAUCGUCCGAUCACCCGCUGGUGGAGACGGAUGUCCUUGUCGCAAGUGCGGCACGCUUCGUUGACGAUAUGUAACUGUUCCUUUCAUCAGUCUACUGCCGAGGCCGUGAGGGGUACUCAUGACGGGCUUUACCAUAGCCGCAGAGCAUAGGACGGGUGUAGCAGCAUUACUCCUCAUUUGGUCUUUUCUGUAGUUCGCACAUUGUAGCUAGCGUCGUAGAUACCGCCUCUGUACCUUGAGGAGCUGUAGUACGGACCGCGGCUCGUUUCCAUCGAGGAACACCGUCGGGUAAUAAAACAACUUCCUUCCAGUUAGUAUGUACAACAAAAACUAUGUAUUCUAUAUAAUCUAUGG
Desarmillaria tabescens is the source of this 1032-nucleotide messenger RNA. RefSeq lists its product as uncharacterized. The record is from RefSeq and is a predicted model, not a curated record. The transcript is spliced from 4 exons. Lineage: Eukaryota; Fungi; Basidiomycota; Agaricomycetes; Agaricales; Physalacriaceae. Bases 76 to 630 code for a protein of 184 amino acids.